AUGGAUUCCACGCAAGUUCUGUGCAAGAAGGAUGCGUUUGUACUCAAUUUUGAGUUUAAACAAUAUCGAGCUCGCGUUAAUCAUGUAGCAAGAGAGCGAAGUUUAAACCUUUCUUUCGGGCGUUCUCAAGGACCAGAACGAGGGAGAAAUGCAGAAACAGUUACAGCAAAAGAAAGAGUUAAUCGACCAAUAUUGAAUAAUCCGUUUCCAAUUUGGGGUACGGUCGGAUUUGAGGUGAACACAAUACGUCAGCUAGCUUCGAAGCAACUUGCCUUUAUUGGAUUAGCAACUCAUAAAAGUCGCGGAAGCGGUGACACGAACUUGUCAGAAAUUUCCGAUUCUCCUCCGAAGAAAGACAUCACAGUUGAGUCUUCUUAUCGUGUUCUCUGUCUGAUGAGUCAUACUGGUGGAGGGCAUAAAGCAAGCGCACAGGCUUUAAAAGAUGGAUUUGAGUGCAUCUAUGGGAAUUCGUAUGAUGUGAAUAUUGUGGAUUUAUGGAGCUCACAUUCUCCGUGGCCUUUAUGUAACAUGCCAAAAAGCUACUUUUUUUUGGUUAAAAACCCGUGGCUUUGGCGCUUAAAUUUCCGAUGCUCAGAACCAAAGAUCGUUCAUGAAACACUGUUCAGGGGAUACGCUGCGAUUGUUAGCACGCAAUUUUCUCGUGUUUUCAUGGAUUAUAAUCCUCACUUAAUUGUAAGUGUACACCCACUGAUGCAACAUGUGCCCUUGAUGUCUUUGGAGCGACUCCGGGAUAAAGUUGCAAAACCGAUUCCAUUUACAACUGUGGUCACAGAUUUAACCCGGUGUCACCCGACUUGGUUUCACAAGAGCGUAUUGAAAUGCUUUGUGGCGACAAAAAUAGUGGUUUCGCAAGCAUUAAGUUUAGGACUGAAAACAACACAAAUUAUAUGUCAUGGACUUCCUAUCAGACCAUCUUUCAGUAUUCCUGCCGGAACAAGAGCAUAUUUGAGGGAGAAGUUAGGUAUGCAAAAGGAUGCUCGGACUGUGAUGUUAAUUGGAGGUGGUGAAGGCAUGGGCAAAAUAACAGAAAUAGCUGAGGAAUUAUCGAAACGACUGUCUGAAACACAUCAACUUGUUAUCAUAUGUGGAAAUAAUAGAUCUCUUGUUGAAAAAUUGAGCGCCAAAAUAUGGCCAUUCAGCGUCCAUGUCAAGGGAUUCGUUCAUAACAUGUCGGAAUAUAUGUCCUGUUGCGAUUGUGUUAUUACGAAAGCAGGUCCAGGCACUAUAGCUGAGGCUCUAAUAUGCGGAAUCCCAAUCAUUCUCAAUGGAUGUAUACCAUGCCAAGAAGAAGGUAAUAUACCUUUUGUACUUGAAAAUAAAGUUGGGACGUAUAGCGAGGAUCCUGUAAUUAUUGCAAAUACUGUCUCGGAAUGGUUUGAUAAAAAUGAUGGGACUUUGGAGGAAAUGUCAGCUCGAGCUAAACUGCUUGGAAGGCCUGAUGCAACUUUCAACAUCGUGCGCGAUCUUGCCGGUAUGAUCCUUUCAUUUUAUCACUGA
Molecule: messenger RNA, 1518 nt
Organism: Bathycoccus prasinos
Lineage: Eukaryota; Viridiplantae; Chlorophyta; Mamiellophyceae; Mamiellales; Bathycoccaceae
Gene: MGDG
Product: glycosyltransferase family 28 protein, putative Monogalactosyldiacylglycerol (MGDG) synthase
Exons: 10
Coding region: 1-1518 (505 amino acids)
Biological process (GO): glycolipid biosynthetic process
Molecular function (GO): hexosyltransferase activity
Source: RefSeq, a predicted model, not a curated record